CACUCUCCCCUCUCGCACGGACGUCGGCGAACUCCGGUGUCCAUUCCCCCACCGCCGCCGCCGCCGCUGCCGCCUCCUCCUUCUCUCCGGCGGAAUCGGAGAUGGCGGAGAGGUGGUCGAAAGGCUACUCCGCCGCCUCCAAGGGGAAGGCCAUCGCCUCCAAGAAAGGUUCGCUGAAUGGAGGGCAGAAUAGCUCUGCGAAAAUCCCACAUGUUACUAUUGACGAUUCAGAUUCAGAUUCUGAAGGUUUUGUGGAAGAACUGCCUCGUUUCAACCCUAAAUCAAAUGGGAAGGCUGCAUCUGAGAGCCUAAAAACUGGUGGAAAGGCUUCGUCUAAAGGAGAAGCUGGCAAAGGCGGAAAGGGUUCUGCAUCAACUGCAGCUUCUGCUAAGUCCGAUGCAGCGCUAAAGCUUGAGCUCGAUAUGCCUCCAAAUUCUUGCAUUUUAAUGAAUUGUGAAGUAGCUGAACUACUGCAAGAAAUUCAUGAGCAUAUGGCUAUCUUAUCAGAGGAUCCAAAGAUCAAAAUUCCAGAGUCAUUCGAUAAGGCUUUCAAAUAUGCAAAAGAAGGAAAUCAUUUUUCCACCGCACAGUCUGUGAAACAAGUCCUGGACCCUCUUAGAAAAUAUGGUGUUAGCGAUGGAGAGAUAUGCUUGAUAGCAAACAUCGGACCUGAGACCAUUGAAGAGGUUUAUGCGCUAGUACCAUCCCUGAAGGCCACUAGAUCACUCAACGAAGGUCCGAUCAUGAAGGCUCUCACUGCGCUCGCUAACAUAAAAGCUGCCAAGUGAAUCUCCAGUGGCGUUAAGCCGAUAUGUUUGUGGAUCAGGCGAUGCAGAAUCUGCAACUUGUGCAUGGCUCUGAUGUUUUGGAUAUUCUGUCAAAUCAGGUUGCGCUGUAUAUGCCAAAAAAAAAAAAGCCAUGUGCCAUGUGUACUUAUCUAGGCCCGAUUGGUUGGAACUCAGAAAAACCACCCUAUCUAACUGCAGAUGUAGCUAGAAUAGCUGAAGUAGCCUACUCAGAAUGCUAGUAAUUGUUACCCUUGGGGUAACUAACUUAAACAAUGAUAUGGUGGUUAUGUUUAUUUUUUGGCCACUCCUAGUUCAUUGCGAUGCAAUUUGCCGCUCUAGAGUUAUGAAAGCUGAUAUUUCGAUGGUGGCA
Molecule: messenger RNA, 1158 nt
Organism: Oryza brachyantha (malo sina)
Lineage: Eukaryota; Viridiplantae; Streptophyta; Magnoliopsida; Poales; Poaceae
Product: DNA-directed RNA polymerases IV and V subunit 4
Exons: 10
Coding region: 102-788 (228 amino acids)
Biological process (GO): DNA-templated transcription initiation
Cellular component (GO): RNA polymerase complex
Molecular function (GO): nucleotide binding
Source: RefSeq, a predicted model, not a curated record